CUUUAUUUAUUAACAAGACAAGAUAAACAUGUCCUCGAUAUGGUCCAAUGCCGAUCGAGGCGGGCAGGGUAGUGACCCCAAGUCCAGCAUCGCCUGUCAGUCCUGUCGGAGGCGGAAGGUUAAAUGCGACCGCGAGCUGCCUUCAUGUCAGGUGUGUUUAGGGACUCUACAGAGUUGCCAAUAUCCUGCUCGCCAUUUGAAGCCGGGACCAAAGAUUGGAACCUUACAACGUCGAAAGAGACGUGAAAGAAUCCAAUCGCGCUCAAAUUCAACGCUAAUACAACCGGAAUCCAUUAAUUCUUGCUCGUCUUUGGAGGACAUACAGGAGGUUGAAAGUGGUGUAACCGGCAGUAGCGACAAUGAACAGGCGACAGCCAUCGAUGCUCAAUCUGGAGGGAAGUCUCUGAGCAGACCGCUUAACUCUUCAAAUAACGAGGAGGUGGAUAGGACCUCUCAGGACAUUGGCUGCUCUGUAAAUAUGAGCGACUUAUCAUUUAUUCUGCACCCUUCUCACGAGACCUCCACGCCAGAUGGAGGUCAGGAGCAUGGUAAUACAAUCCACGUGAGCAGUGCUGACAAACAAAGCAUACACCAGCAAGUUUACCUUACUCUAGAGCUAUCGGAAGAUCAGAUAGAUGAGUUACUUCAUCUUUACUUCGACAAUAUGGUUGCCUUCAGCCUCUUCCAUGAGCCUACCUUCCGUUCGAAAUUAAAUGCUAUCGACUCUGCUGCUCAGUUAUCAGCGUUGCUGGCAGCGAUUUCAGGUUAUGCUACUCGAUUCCUGCCCACGGAAGCUGAUAACGUAUCGGUGAAUGAUUGUCAACGGGUCAAGGGACAACAAACUUCGAAAUUUGUAAACCUAGCCCUGCAUCUUGUCGAUGAGGCGCUAUGCGACUGCGCAGAUGAAACCCCACCUUUAUGCGUUUUACAGGCCCUUGUUAUCGCAACUCACUGUCAACUUACGCAAGGGGUGCGUGGCAGGGCUUGGAGGUCACUGGGAAUGUGUGUACGCUUAGCUUACGAGCUGAAUUUGCAUCUUCUAGAUUCGACUCAAGCGGUCAAACGAAAUAAAGAGAGACGAUGGCAGGAAGACGAAGAACGAAGACGUGCCUGGUGGGCUAUUUGGGAAAUGGACGUAUUCGCCAGCACGGUACGAAGAACACCACCAGCUAUAAACUGGUGCCAGAUGGAAGUUCUCCUCCCAGCGCUAGAUGCAUAUUGGCACUCGGGCCAGCCAGUCACAAGUUGUUUCUUGGAACAGGACCCAGCAUCACGCUGGAGGACUCUGUUGGAUAGCGGUAACAAAUCUCCCAAAGCGUGGUUUAUUGUCAUCAACUCGCUUAUGAAGGACGCUCAAACGAUUUCUUGCCCGAGAGGAGUGCCGUGUGUGAAUGAAGCUAAUCGUAAUGCAUCCUCGACUGUUUUCAUGUCAAAAGAGUUGUAUUCAAAUUCAGUCGAGGAAUCGCAACAGAAUCUAGAGACGUUAAUGAACUCUAUCCACUGUUUCAUGCAAGCGUUACCUGAAUCACUUCGUUAUCGUCAGCAGUACCUGAGUUUCGACGCAAGAGAAACUGGUCAAAUUGAAUCGAAGAGGCAGCUGCAUAGCUCAAUCUAUAACAUUUAUAUAAUGGCACAGUUAGCUCGGCUUAUGAUCUAUCGCUACGACAUUUUCAACGGGCAUAUUGAGUUACCAAAGUCCAAAUCUGCUCGGAAGAGCGUCUUGAAUUUUCAGGACCAAGAAAAUAUAGCUCUGAGGCAAUACUUUGAAGCAGCAGACAGCAUUCUCAAUAUUGUGAAUCGGAGUUGCGAGGACCACAUACAGUACAUUAAUCCCUUCCUAUCAAGCACUAUUUGGCUUGCUGCAGCUGUGCAACUAUUUCGCAACAGUAUCGGUGGAUUUUCUACCAAUACUUCUCUCAUCAAGUCACGCUUUGAUGUUCUCUACCUCACAUACAAACAAUGCGUCGAUUUUUGGAACACAGAAACUGCUAUGCAGCAGAAUUUGGAAUUAUUGGAAACCCAACUCGAAGGAGAAAAGCUCGAGGAUUCAGAGUCAACGAACAGAUCCUUCAGCGCAGAUCCCCGACAAAUUAGACUAUCCCGUCCGCGACGCCAAUCUUGGAUAUCUUCGAGGUCGAAUUUCGCCACUACAUUUAAAAGACAAAACGAAACCAUCCUAUCAUUACAGGAGAAACAAAGUAUGUAA
Molecule: messenger RNA, 2206 nt
Organism: Trichoderma asperellum CBS 433.97
Lineage: Eukaryota; Fungi; Ascomycota; Sordariomycetes; Hypocreales; Hypocreaceae
Biological process (GO): DNA-templated transcription; regulation of DNA-templated transcription
Cellular component (GO): nucleus
Molecular function (GO): DNA-binding transcription factor activity, RNA polymerase II-specific; zinc ion binding; DNA binding
Source: RefSeq, a predicted model, not a curated record